Engraulis encrasicolus (European anchovy) is the source of this 4582-nucleotide messenger RNA. RefSeq names its product mitogen-activated protein kinase kinase kinase kinase 5-like. Gene Ontology annotation, molecular function: MAP kinase kinase kinase kinase activity; ATP binding. Lineage: Eukaryota; Metazoa; Chordata; Actinopteri; Clupeiformes; Engraulidae. Bases 199 to 2844 code for a protein of 881 amino acids. The record is from RefSeq and is a predicted model, not a curated record. The transcript is spliced from 33 exons. Gene Ontology annotation, cellular component: cytoplasm. Gene Ontology annotation, biological process: protein phosphorylation; intracellular signal transduction.
GUGAGUGUGAGAGUGAGUGAGGCUCAAGUGAGGCUCGACGACACACAUGCUUUACUGCUUUGGGUUAUAGAGGAGGGCCCCAUUGGUUUGCCUCUAAUAUACAACAUUAUCUCGGGCACUGUAGACGAGACGAGGGAGUGAAUCGUCAUUUUUUUCUCUCGGUUGACCAGUGCCAUGAGCCAUCCGUGAGCAGCAGUGAUGAAUCCCCAGAGCCGGGUGGCCCUGGACAUCUCGACCAGGAACCCCCUGGACGACUUCGAAAUGCAGCUGCGCGUCGGCGGGGGAACCUAUGGCGAGGUCUAUAAGGCUCGUAACAAACAAACAGGGGAACUGGCAGCCAUCAAGGUAAUCAAAAUGGAGCCUGAGGAUGACUUCUCUGUGAUCCAGCAGGAGAUUGUCAUGGUAAAGACCUGCAAGCAUCCCAACAUAGUGGCCUAUUACGGCAGCUACAUAAGGGCCAAUAAAUUGUGGAUCUGCAUGGAAUACUGUGGUGGAGGAUCUCUCCAGGACAUCUAUCAUGUGACUGGGCCUCUCUCGGAGAUUCAGAUUGCAUAUGUGUGUCGAGAGAUGCUACAGGGUCUCGAUUACUUGCAUGGGCAGAAGAAAAUUCACAGAGAUAUAAAGGGCGCCAAUAUUCUUUUGAAUGACCAAGGAGAGGUCAAAUUAGCUGACUUUGGUAUUGCUGCACAGAUCACAGCCACGUUUGCCCGUCGGAUGUCAUUCAUUGGAACUCCUUACUGGAUGGCACCAGAGGUGGCUGCCGUGGAGAUUAAAGGAGGCUACAAUGAGCUGUGUGACGUCUGGUCGGUCGGAAUCACCGCCAUCGAACUGGCAGAACUACAGCCACCCCUGUUUGAUGUCCACCCACUACGAGUGCUCUUCCUGAUGUCUAAGAGUGGUUAUCAGCCUCCAAAGCUGAAGGACAAGACCAAAUGGUCACCCGUCUUUUACAAUUUUGUGAAAGCCAUGCUGAUCAAAAACCCCAAAAAGAGGCCGAAUGCUGCAAAAAUGCUCACGCAUCAGUUCGUGGCCCAGCCGGGCCUGAAACAGGAGCUGACACUGGACCUGCUGGAGCAGCUGCAACACCCAGAGAAGCUGAAGGAUCGAUUACAGACAGAAGACGAGGACAUGGAGACAGAUGUUUCAAAUUCACUUAAAAGAAUCCAUUCUAUUAAUCGACACAAUCAAGCAGAGAGGAGCGAUUCUGAUAUCACUUGUGAGUAUGUACAACAAAUCUACACACAGAGGCCACGAAGAAACAAUGACUCUCCAGAUACAGUGGUACGGCCGGAUGGUUGUCGAUGGAUAGAUUUUCCUGGCACAGACAGACGCACUAUAACAAGAAAUGAGACCAUUGGGUCAGAUGACGACUACGACGAUGUGGACAUACCCCAUAACAGUAGUGACAGUGAGACUGCUCCACAGAGUAUCACUCCUCCACCACUCCCACCAAAGCCCAAGGUUCGCACCAGUUCAGAGGAGAGUGUGGUGAGUGAGGAUGGCGUGUGUCACUCCCAGCAGCAGCAGCAGCAGCAUCACGGUGGCCUGUUGCCCCCUCCCCCGCUCCCCCCACUGUACCGCACCUCCAGCGGCACGCACACGCGUCCCACCCCACGGCCACGACCACGCUCCACCAGAAGCACCAACUCAGACCCGACAUCUUUCUCUGCCUAUAGAGGGGGAGGUGGGGGUGAGCCUCAGCCUCCAGACCUCCCCCCCAAGAAAGACAGGAGGAAGUGUCAUCCCAAACAGGAACCAGUUGAGUGCCCUAGUCCUGUAUCAAAAAAACCUCUUAUUAUCUUUAGGAAGGUGUUUAAUGGGUGCCCCUUGAAGAUUAAUUGUGCAACAUCAUGGGAACAUCCAACAAGUAAAGAUCAGCUCCUGAUAUUUGGUGCAGAUGAAGGCAUAUUCAUGUUGAAUCUUAACGGGCCUGAGGCCACCAUGGAACUGCUAUAUCCUGGGAAGUGCAUCUGGGUCUACACCAUCAGUAAUAUCCUAAUGUCCAUAUCAGGGAAGUCGUCUCAGAUCCAUUCACAUCAGCUGAAGGAGUUGUAUGAGCAGGCCAGGAAAGAGCAUCGCAUGGUGGCUUUACCCACUCACAGGCUGCUCCCCAGGAAGUGCUUAAUAACCACUAAAAUACCGGACACCAAAGGCUGCCAGACGUGUACUGUAGCGACGAGAAAUCUGCAGCAAGAGUGUGUCUUCCUGUGUGGUGCCCUGGAGUCCAGUGUGGUGUUGCUGCAGUGGUAUGAACCCAUGCAAAAGUUUAUGCUCAUCAAGACGUUUGACUUCCCCCUCCCGUCUCCACUGCGCGUGUUCGAGAUGGUGGUGGUGCCCGAUCAAGAGUACCCACUGGUGUGCAUCGGCGUCGCCAAGGGCAACAGUCCCGAGCAGCCCGUCCUGAUCAACACCAUCAACCUGAAUUCAAACACGUCCUGGUUUACGGCCACAGGGCAAGAGGUUUGCUGUUCAGACACGGUGCAGGUCACCCAACUUGACAAUGACACACUACUUGUGCUGAUUGGUAGCUUUGCUUACCUGGUGAGCCCUGAGGGUGCUCUGAGGAGCCAGAAGAAACUGCAGUCCGAGGUCUUCUUCCAUAUAAGUGUAGAGUCUGUUGUGUACCUCGAUGGCACAUUACUGGCCUUAUGGCGACAUGGCUGGCAACGGAGAGGAGAGAACUUUUCUGAGAUACUUCAAGAGGUCACAGACCGCAGGAAGAUCUUUCGCUUGUUGUGCUCAGACAAAGUGGUUGUCUUGGUAACCAAACAAGCUGAGGAUCAGCAUGGUCACUGCAACAUCGCUAUCCUGCAAACUGUAGAGGGCCUCGUUCCUGUACUCUGAGGGCCAGUGUUGCCAGGUAGAAAAUGCUGUAUUAUCGUACCAAAACCUCAAAAUGAUCGUUUUUGGGGGCUUUUUAGGGAGGGAAUUAUCGUACAAGAAAUGUUGUUUCAAAGCAUCUAAAUGAACUGAAUGACAACUCUGAAAUUACAAAAUGGACAAAAUGAUGGUACAAAUACGAUAAUUAUUGUACAUUGAGGUGUACAGCGCCCCCCAUAUGUCAUGCUAGUGUCAGGUUUAGAACUUACAGUGCUGCUGCUUGAGAGUAUGUGAGCCCCUGGAGCUGUUUAGAUGUUUCUGAUGUGUACCUUGAUUUUCUUACUGUAUCGUCACCAGUUUUUAUGUAUGUAUGUGUGUAUGUAAGUGUCAGGAGUAUUGCUUCAUCAAUGCCAUCAAGGCUUCUUUAUUAGAACUUGAUUAACCCUUUGAUGCCUAAAGCACCUGCAAAAAACGCCUGCUGAAUACAUAAGCCCUUUUUGGGGAAGUUGGCCCCAGCCUAUAAAACCCUAAAUAUCUUAGCCUCUGAUGCACAUAAAAAAACAUGAAAUAAGUUGCAUUUAAACCCUAAGACCCUCAUCUUACCCUCAUCUUGAAAGUGUUCAUUCAGCUGUAACAUACCCACAUUUUUAUUUAAAAAGCUAAAAUCUCAAGAGCCUGAAUGCCUGAACAUUUGUUUCUUGUGAGGGAUAUAAUACCAGCUCCAAAAUAUUCCAGCUCCAUCCAUAAGCUGUAUAACAGAUUAUUCACAAAUGGAGGGCUGUCAAUAUGACCAUCAAAACCAUCACCAGAGCCACCAGAAAGAUAUUAAAUCUGGUGAAGGCCAACAGACACAUCACCUCUGACAUUAUCUGGGGCAAAUGUGCAAGGGUCUAUGAUUAGAUAUUCAAUAUUCAAUACCAUGACCCAAAACAUUACAGCAAGUCAUUUUUUACAUUUUCAAUUUGUUGAAUUACAGGUAAUGGAUAAAUAUCACUUUUUUCUUUAUGUUCAGUAUUUGGAAAAGGUGCUUUGCAAAUUCGCAUUCGAAUGUCUGUUUGAUAAGGUUCUUUUAAUGUUUUUAUUUUUUUCUUCAACAAAAACAUUGACCAUGUCUGGCGCGCUCACAUGCAUCCAAGCAGCACUGUACAGUAUACAUACAAUGAUCGUCACAUGACUUCAGUCGCAUGCAGUUUGACUGAUUUUUGGAGCUUUUCAUUCAAAGACUCGUCCAGUUAUGGGGUGCAUUUCUCGAAACCAUAGUUACUAACCGCAUUAGCUACUCUGUUGGUUGCAAUGCAAUUUCCCAUUGGUAACUACCCAAAACUACACUUUUGAGAAAUGCACCCCGUAAUUAACCAGAAGCUGUAUCCUUGGAUCAAUGGAGGUGGAUCUGUAGGCUACUUAUGCCUUUUUCCCCACAGCAGGUUUUCUAAUAGGCCUACAGCUCGCCACAGCGCCACAGCGUGACUCGGCCACAGACACAGCUCAAUCGAAGAGCAAAAAGUGGCGAACAAGUUGAGCUGUGUCGAGCUUUGGUAGGCCUACCAGAAAACCUGCUGUGGAAAAGAGGCCAUAUUUAGCAAGUGCGUGUCGAAAUAAGCCGACACUUGUCAGGUAAAAGCUCUCAGGUACAAGCUCUAGAGCAGGGGUAAGGAACCUUUUUCAUUCGAGGGGCCACUUCAAAUUCAUCCGAGGGCCGUAUAAUGAACACAAACCAGGAUUUCCUCCUGCACUUUAGGCCUUUACUGAAGGCAGCUACAUU